Molecule: messenger RNA, 1334 nt
Organism: Emiliania huxleyi CCMP1516
Lineage: Eukaryota; Haptophyta; Isochrysidales; Noelaerhabdaceae
Exons: 3
Coding region: 1-1218 (405 amino acids)
Molecular function (GO): protein binding
Source: RefSeq, a predicted model, not a curated record
AUGUUCUCCGCCGCUGAUAGCUGGGAGCUCGAGAGCUCCACGGCCGCGCCCCUCCUCAUUUCCGAGCCGCAGGACUUUGUCCUCGGCCGGAACGCAGACUGCCUGAAGCUCCUCCCCGCACUCGACCAACGAGUGUCCGACGAGGGCAAGUCCGUUUCGCGCCGGCAAGCGACACUGCGCCUUGCUGCCGACGCGAGCGAGCUCAUACUGACUUCGCAGAGCAAGAGCAACCGCACUGGCGUGCGGCGCGGAGCCUCCUCCGAGUGGAACUGGCUGCGACAGAAUGAGAGCUGCGUCGUCUCCGAUGGCGACGCAAUCGCCCUGGCAGAGCCGAAGAGCUCCGCCUCCGCUCCGACUCUGAUCCUCACCCUCCGCAACGUGCUCGCGGCUGCGACGCAAGAGGCCGCAAAGGAGCGCGGCGCAAAGUGGGACCGCGCGCGCAAGGCGUGGUUCGUCCCUGCCGGCACGCCGCUUGCCCCCUUCGCGGAGUGGCUUCCGGCCGGCGGCGCCGCCGCGCCUCCGCCGCGCUCUGCCUGCGCCGCCGCCUCGCCCGCCUCCUCCUCCGCCUCGCCACUGCCGCGCACCGCGCCGAGGGCUGCGCCGCCCGACUUUGCGGUGAUCCUCGAGGUCGAGGAGGACGACGAGGCGCUGCACUCUGCCCUCGCCGCGAUGGAGGCCGCUUGCGACCCGAGGGUGCACGCGCACUGCUUCCAGCAGGCCGGCACGCGCCACCUCACCCUCUACACGCUCAAGGGCGUCCCGCGCGCGACCGCGGAGAGGAUCCGCUUCGGCGCCGCCGCGCCGCCGCCCGCGCUGCCGCUGCGCGUGCGCUUCUCGCGGCCGCACGAGUGGGCCAACGCCCUCGCCUUUGCGGUGGACGCGGAGAGCGAGGUCCGGCUGCGGCAGGCGAUCGCCGCGUGCGCCUCCGGGCUCGAGGGGCUGCCUCCGCGCGGCAAGGCGGGCGCCAAGCCGUGGACGCAGCGGUACGGCCACGCAUACGAGGCGGGCGAGCUGCACCUGACCCUCUACCGCGUGCGCGACGCCUGCGCGGCCCUCGGCAAGGCGAAGCCCGCCGUGCUCGACGAGUUCGAGCGCGCGCGGCGGGCGGUCGCCGGCGCCUCGCUGGGCUCCGUCAAGGGGGUGCGCAUCUCGAUCAAGGAGGUCGGAGGGCCGUACGACGCGUGCCGCCCGCUCGCGGGCUCGCUCGCCCCGGGCUGACGGAUGCCUGCAUUGUUGCAUGGACGCUGGAGUGACGCGCGGUGGGGCGCAACGCUACGUGAGGAGGAGCGGGGUUCCCGCGAGCGCUGUACUGCAGUUACCGCGACUGUUUUGUG